Dictyostelium purpureum is the source of this 435-nucleotide messenger RNA. RefSeq lists its product as uncharacterized. The record is from RefSeq and is a predicted model, not a curated record. The transcript has 2 exons. The coding region runs from base 1 to 435 and encodes 144 amino acids. Lineage: Eukaryota; Evosea; Eumycetozoa; Dictyosteliales; Dictyosteliaceae.
AUGGAAAAAGAACAUAGAAAGAAAAAAUCAUUUGGAAAUCUAUUUGGGCAUUCUAACAGUUCGCCCAAUCUCAAAUCAUAUUUGAAAGAUGAUGGGCCACAGAAAGAGGGUUUUGCUGAUAUACCAGAGAACGAGGAAAUUUCAAGUAAUCUUCACAAAGUUCAAUCAACACCCACUUCACCACUUUCAUCAACAAAUAAUAUCAUUAAAUAUAAAAAGAAACCAUCUAGAUUAGCACAGGCAUUUAAAAGAGUGAAACACAAUAAUAAAUUAAAAAAAGAGAUUGAGGAGUUGUCAUCAAAGACUGGCCUUAAUCUGCAAUAUACAAGAUCGAAUUUGCCAUUUAAUAUAAUACCAGAUUCUUCGGUGGAUGGUGGUGGUGGGGGUGCCCCAUCGGGUCAUAGUAGACAGGUUUAUCAAAAGGUCAAUAUUUAA